This is a messenger RNA of Tachysurus vachellii, 4210 nucleotides long. Its product is annotated as probable G-protein coupled receptor 21. The transcript has a single exon. Lineage: Eukaryota; Metazoa; Chordata; Actinopteri; Siluriformes; Bagridae. Gene Ontology annotation, molecular function: G protein-coupled receptor activity. Bases 762 to 1793 code for a protein of 343 amino acids. Gene Ontology annotation, cellular component: membrane. The record is from RefSeq and is a predicted model, not a curated record. Gene Ontology annotation, biological process: G protein-coupled receptor signaling pathway.
AUAAGAGGAAGGGAGGGUGGAAGGGAAACGAGGCUGGCUGUGCUCUCUGCACCGCACCACUCUCUCCCUCAUUACCAUUCCAGACACUGCCUUCUCUGAGGAGAACCCUUCGCUCUGUUUGAAAUGCCAAUCACCGCUGGCCGUCCUUUCAUCCUCGAUCACACGCACUGAAAGCACGGGUGAGUGGGAGCCCCGCAGACGCUAAAAGGAUUUCCCGCUCUUCUCCAUUCCGAACAAAGUUUCUCGAAAAAGAAAAAUACACACGGAUGACGCUAUUUAGGAUCGCAGGAUCUUGACUAUACCGUUUUCCGCCUGUGAUCUCACCAGCAGACUAAUUAGUGCUAAGAGGAAAGAUGGGGAUCCUUUAAUCAGAGUGGUAAGGACUUCCUUUUUAUUAUCCACUUUGACUCAGUCAUCGGUCUGUCCUGCUCCUUCACAGCUGUUCCUCUCCUGGAAAAGGCAGGAACUGGACAGAGGAAGUGAAGGUUGAGGGUGGGGGUAGCGCUAGUACGUCCUGUGGGUUCACGAAUUGGAUCGGCUGUAGACUUUAUGUAAACCUGUGUAUAAAAGGAUUCUCGUAGACCGAGGAAACGAGCGACUCCUGUUCCUGCUGAGAUGGCAGACAUCAGGCACGGUCACGUCUGUCCCGUCUGCCGGGGCCAGCAGCAGUCUGGGCAAUAUCUGCUGAGUUAGUCGUCCCCACACCCCACCCAGAGGAAGCCUUCCUCCAUCCUUGUGUGCCCACAUUGUCCUUUAACAAGAUGAACACAACUGAGCUGAACCAGAGCGCCGUGACCUUCUGCCUUCUGGACAUUGGUUACUCUCAGAUCUUCAACACGUGCCUGCUGGAAGUCGUUGUCAUCCUCUUUCUUACUGUGCUCAUCAUCUCCGGUAACUUGGUUGUCAUCUUUGUGUUUCACUGUGCACCUCUACUCAACCACCAUACCACCAGCUCUUUCAUCCAGACCAUGGCCUACGCUGACCUGCUAGUGGGAGUAAGCUGCCUUAUUCCAUCUCUGUCUUUGCUACACCACCUGAAAGGGCUGGAUGAGCAGAUUACCUGCAAGGUGUUUGGUUACAUGGUGUGUGUGCUGAAGAGUGUCUCCAUGGCCUCACUGGCCUGUGUUAGUGUGGACCGGUAUAUAGCCAUUACGCGGCCACUGUCCUAUGCAGCCUUGGUGACACCGUGCCGUCUGCGGGCCUGCAUUGCACUCAUCUGGAUCUACUCCUGUGUAAUCUUCCUGCCCUCUUUCUUUGGCUGGGGCAAGCCUGGGUAUCACGGUGAUGUCGUCCAGUGGUGCUCGUCGUCCUGGGCCACCCAGCCACUCUUCACUGCCUUCAUCGUGGCGGCGCUCUAUGCACCUGCGGCCCUGACCGUGUGCUUCACCUACGCCCACAUUUUUCGGAUAUGCCGUCAGCACACCCGACAAAUAAGCGAGCGUCGGGCGCGUUUCGGCCCGCAGGAAACUGAGCCCGGAGAACCGCCUGGCCCUGACAAGCGCUACGCCACCGUGCUCUUCCGCAUCACCAGUGUGUUCUACCUGCUGUGGCUACCUUACAUCAUAUACUUCUUGCUAGAGAGCGCUGGAAUAUACCGGCAUCCUGCGGCCUCCUUUUUGACCACAUGGCUCGCAAUCAGCAACAGCUUCUGCAACUGCCUCAUCUACAGUUUGUCAAACAGCGCCUUCCGUAAAGGCCUCAAGCGUGUCUGUUUGAUUUGCAUAAAAAGCACAGACACCAAGAAGCCCCCUGGGAUGCCGUCGGCUCCUCCUCGCCCGGCCUGUCACGUGUAACACCCAGUAAAGACUGGAGAGUGUCACAUGUUAUGUGCUUGUCUCGGCCAGUGGAAACAGGCUUGCGUUGGCAUCUGGGUGGUGUUCCCAGGUCUUGUCCCAGAGUCUGGUUGUCUUCGUGACAAAUCCUCGAGGCAAAGGAGUCCCCUUUCACCCCAUUCAUCAGUGUCGAAGGGGUAGUUAGGGCUGCUGUUUUUUUGCAGCAUUGAAUAACAAUUCUUUAUGCAAAAAAUAACCAUCACAAACCAGAAAAAAGAAGAAGGAAAAAAACGACAUCAUAAUCAUGGAUAUAAAAUAAAGAAAAAUACCCUGGUUUUGUAAACUAAAUGCUUGCGUACAUCAUCCGUCAAAUCUUAACGUCUUAAUAUCAUGUUGCUUAUUUAACAUUCGAUCCACUUUAACCAGAGUGAACAGACAUGUUUUUGUUGUUUUCAGGACAUUUUAAUGUGCUAUCAGACAAACCUGUGACUAAUCAUGUGCCACAUUUCCUCGUUCAUCCUGUUGGAUGCUUCUUUGGCAAUGCAGGUUUUGGCGGAUUGUGUAACUUUGCCUCUGGUCACAGGACGAACGUAUGCGUGGAUCAGCAAACAAAUGGACCAUUCUGCUGGAGUCAAGAUUGCACAAAGAUGCACUUUCGCACUGGAACACAUGGGACCUCGCUGUUCCGUUUUUUCCGUAGAUUUGUGUUGUUGAAAAAUGUUAAUCACCACCCAAGGGGGUAACCUCCCUUGAUGUUGACUUUUCAGAAAAGCAUCUCUGGAUUUGUCAUUUGAUGUGAUGAUGUUUCUUCAUAUCAUGCAGCAUAAGUGUAGCACAGCUGUCUUGGCAUGUUCGGUUUACUUUCCAAAAUGGAGAUCUUUAACUAUAGUGCUGUAGCCAUAUGGUAAUAUUUAUCAAAAAAACAAGUCAUCUCUUACGGAUCACACUUAGCAGGAGCCGGAGAGCAGAGUCUCUCAGCUAUACACGCUAAAAACCGAGAGCCGACGUAACAACAGAAAACCAGAUUUUUAUUUUGCAAAAACACACAAGGACAAACAAAUCAAUCAAAAUAAAUAAAAAAAAAAGAAAUAAAUAAGGCUGUGAGUCUGUCAGACAAACAAAGGCUACAUGACUGUUUUAGCAAGCUUCCAGUAUUUCCUCUGUAUUAUUAAUCUGGACCUUUUUAUUUCUGUACAUAAUUCAUAAUUUAUAUACGUGAAGGUGCCAAGAAAAACGGAGGACGCCGGAAUCCGCCUCGUCGUCGUCUCGUCAGUUAUAAUCCCUGCUGUGAGCUUGAAGUCAGUUUGUUGUCACACUGGUCACAACUUCAGCGGUACUGUUUUCCUUUAGAUAGCUUUGUCUUCUAGCUGACCAAAGUGAAAUAUUUACGGACAUUCGCUUUCUUUUUUUUUUUUUCUUUUCAAUUUUUAAAACAACAACAAAAAAAAACACAACAUAAUGAAUGAAAAUGUCACGUUCGAUAACAUGUACGCAGUCGUGUUUCCUGUAUCGUGGGCUGUGUGCGCUUCAAAAGAAUCUAUUUAAUAUAUCGGUAUCGUUAUAAAAAUCUGUGUCUUGAUGUAAGAGUGUUUUAUAUCCAGUAGAACUGUGACUAAAGAUAACACUAAUUUUCUCUAAUAAGUACCAGGCAGUUUUGACCAGCAAAGGAAAAAAAUAUUUUUUGUGAACACUUUACUGCAUGUCGAAUUAUAAUAGCUUUACUUUUCUAACUACGCGAUCUACAGUAGGUUCUAACAACGAAGUCGUCUUUGUACUUAGAGAUGUACGAGAUGUCAACGUGAGUGUUUUAAAGCUUAUAAACCUGGUUUUAGACUGUUUAUUAACUGCCACGAUAGGGCAGGGCGCUGUGCAAUAUGUCUGUUUUGGAGGUUCUGAAGUAAAAUGGUAGAACCACAUAUCGCGCACAAUGGGAGGGGAGGGGAGGAGGGGGGCUUUUAUUUGUUCCACGUGUUCCAGCUGUGUGUCGAAACUUCAGAUCGCAAUCUGGUGGCCUCUGGCCGUGAGCUCGGACGCGUUUGGACCAUAGCCGUAGUGUUGGAGAGCGAAGCGAGUCGAGCCUAAAGUCUUAACUCCGAAGCCGUCUUUAAUUAUUAAGUGCACAUGACUUUGUUCUUGUUUGUGAUGUUUGUUAGUUACGCCAGCAAAGGAACAAAGGUGUAAAAAGAGCUCGUUAUUCGUUUGAUUGUUUCAGACUCAGAGACUUUCUGACUGUCAAGAAAAUUCUCUCUUUAGCAUAGAGGGAAGUGUAAUUUUUUUUUUCUUCCCACUUUUAGCGAAACAUCGUCGUGUUGUUUUUUUUUUUUUUUUUUUACGAACCGCGGAGUCAAACCCACAGUCAGAAUACACUUCUGUUUUCGAUUAAAAAAAGGCCAAUUUCAUAGCAAGGUUCAGCUGACUUUAUUUAUUUAUUUAUUUAA